Molecule: messenger RNA, 1260 nt
Organism: Lipotes vexillifer (Yangtze River dolphin)
Lineage: Eukaryota; Metazoa; Chordata; Mammalia; Artiodactyla; Lipotidae
Gene: SLC30A2
Product: solute carrier family 30 member 2
Exons: 8
Coding region: 1-1131 (376 amino acids)
Biological process (GO): response to zinc ion; zinc ion transmembrane transport
Cellular component (GO): plasma membrane
Molecular function (GO): zinc ion transmembrane transporter activity
Source: RefSeq, a predicted model, not a curated record
AUGGAGGCCACCGAGAGGAAGCAUCUGUUGGACCCCGGGCUUGGAGCCGGGUCUUACAGAUCUCUGUGGCAGGAUGGGGCUGGCUGGAUGCCUCUGCCUUCACCUGGCCUGGACUUGCAGCCCGUUGAGCUGGCUGCCAAGAGCAACCAUUACUGUCAUGCCCAGACGGGUCCUGGCAGUCACUGCGACCUCAAGAAGAAGAGGGCGUGGCGCCAGCUCUGUGUGGCCUGUGCUUUCUGCCUGUUGUUCAUGAUUGGGGAAGUCAUUGGUGGGUAUCUGGCACAUAGUUUGGCGAUCAUGACAGACGCAGCCCACCUGCUCACUGACUUUGCCAGCAUGCUCAUCAGCCUCUUCUCCCUGUGGAUGUCUUCCCGGCCAGCCACCAAGACCAUGAACUUUGGCUGGCAGCGAGCUGAGAUCCUGGGCGCCCUGCUCUCUGUGCUGUCCAUCUGGGUCGUGACUGGGGUACUGGUGUACCUAGCAGUGGAACGGCUGACCUCUGGGGACUAUGAGAUCGAGGAGGGGACCAUGCUGAUCACGUCGGGCUGUGCUGUGGUCGUGAACAUCAUAAUGGGAUUGAUUCUUCACCAGUCUGGCCACGGACACAGCCAUGGCCAUGAGCACAGCCACGACACCAGCCAGCAGCAGGAGAACCCCAGUGUCCGAGCUGCCUUUAUCCAUGUGGUUGGAGACUUUCUGCAGAGCUUGGGCGUUUUAGUGGCAGCCUUUAUUUUAUACUUCAAGCCAGAGUACAAGUUUAUAGACCCCAUCUGCACCUUCCUCUUCUCCAUCCUCGUCCUGGGGACAACCUUGACCAUCGUGAGAGAUGUGAUCCUGGUGCUGAUGGAAGGGACCCCCAGGGGCAUGGACUUCAUGGCUGUGCGGGAUCUGCUGCUGUCGGUGGAGGGGGUGGAAGCCCUGCACAGCCUGCAUAUCUGGGCGCUGACUGUGGCCCAGCCUAUCCUGUCUGUCCACAUCGCCAUCGCUGGGAAUGCAGAUGCCCAGGCUGUGCUAAAGGCAGCCAGCGCCCGCCUGCAGGGGAAGUUCCACUUCCACACCAUGACCAUCCAGAUAGAGGACUACUCUGAGGACAUGAAGGACUGUCAGUCAUGCCAGGGUCCCUCGGACUGAUUGCUGGGCCAGGCACCAACUGGGGCAGGGACAGGCCUGCCGAUGGCUGGACUGAGUGUCCCCCAGGCCCAGCUAGGACUCUGCCUACCCCAGGUGGGUUAUAAACCAGGUCACUCUCCUGACUGCUGC